Molecule: messenger RNA, 424 nt
Organism: Musa acuminata subsp. malaccensis (wild Malaysian banana)
Lineage: Eukaryota; Viridiplantae; Streptophyta; Magnoliopsida; Zingiberales; Musaceae
Source: RefSeq, a predicted model, not a curated record
AACGCAAAAGGGGGAAGCGGUGGGCGGUGCAGGAAGAGAUCCAUGGCGUCGAAGGUGUCGCUCAAGGGGAAGAGGAAGGCCGGGAAGGGCUCCAAGGGGCCGGAGGAGCGGUCGGCGUGCAAGUGCUUCAAGGAGUGGAGCACCUGGGCGAUGAAGAAGGCCAAGGUGAUCACUCACUAUGGCUUUAUUCCCCUCAUCAUCACCAUCGGCAUGAACUCCGAGCCCAAGCCCCAGCUCUACCAGCUGCUCAGUCCCGUCUGAUGCCUCCCUCCACCAUCGGCAAGCUUUUAGGAGAUUUGGAUUGCCGACGAUCGAUUUCCAUUAGGUAUGGCUGACCUUGUUAUACUGCGUGCAUCACUAGGGUAGGGAAAUCAGUCCAAGGUUGUGUUACUUGUGAUCGAUUUCAAGAACAGUUUGCGGACUC